GCGCUUCAGUUGCUCUCAGCGACCAGUCCAGUUCGAUCGGCAUGUGCGCGCACGUCCUAAGCCGAAGAUUCACGAACAGAGUUCAGCGGGGGUGAGCCUCAGGUUGAGCAUUAGCUAUCUUCUCCCGGAGGCAAGGAGCGUUUUCUGUUACCCUUAGUUUCUUGUAUGUGUUGGAUGACCUCUCCGCUGCUGAAAAAAGGGAAGCAAAGAAAAUGCAGAGUGUGCGUGAACCACGGUUACAUUUGAGGGAAUCUGUUGUGGUGCGAAGGAAAGGAGCGCGCAAAUGCAGCGGGCGCGGUAAGUGGGGGGAGGGCAGAAAAGCAACUGAUGCUGUGGAGUAUUUGUCAGAGAAAUCAGAGCUGCCGCGUUCAUCAAGCGAGCAAGUGGGAAUGGCGGCUGUACCUGGAAUUGGGAAGAGAGGUCGGAGUGCUCAACAGCUAGUGGAAGGCUUGACGGCACCUGUACGUGAAACUGGACCAGGGGGAUCAUGUCACCCGCCCUCUCGGCGGGUGGCAAUGCUGAUCUGCGCAUCUGCGCUGUUUCUUCUAGCCGCAUUGCUAACCUGGCGAUGUGCAGAGGCCGCCCCGACGCCGCUCCCCCCGCCAAGCUUAACUGCGCGGAAGGGGGGGAGGGGGGGGACAAACGGCUUGCGUCAGAAUCCGAGAUCGAACGAAGGCAGUUGGCCUGACAGCAGGCUGCUGACACGUGGGAUGACAGACAACAGUCCGAAAAUUAUGUCAUCGUCGGAGCGGAGUGGUGAGGAUGACCGGCAUGAGGGAAAUCAACUGCCCUCCUCCUGGUCUUUGCCCAAAUCGUCAUCAUCGAGGACUUCUACUUUCUUUUCUUUGUGGUUUACCGCGAGCAGAUCAGCCGUUGAUUUGUCGGGCAAUCCGUCGGCAGCGGAGUUGAAGACAUCAGACAGGGAGGCCUCAAAAGGGACAGCAGCCGGAGCAGGUCACAGCUUCUUGAAUGGCCAGCGAGUAUUCAGAGAGAGGGAGUUCAAUUUUUUUCGCCGCAGAGGUGGUGGGGUGUCUUUGACAGAUGGGAUGCAAGACAACAAGGCCGCUGAGUAUGGUGUGCAUGGUGUGGGUCUCGAGAGGACGAGGGUGCUGGAGCAUGAAGAGGAGAGAGGAGGUCCUGGAACGUCGUCAUUGCCAUCUGCUGGAACACACGGGCGAUCUGCGUCUGGCUGGCUCGUUCGCGUACUAUCGCCGCACGGUGGUGUCGGGAAGGCGGUGGACAUAUCACAACGGAAGACCAGAAAAAUUCUCUGUCCUAAUCAGCAGGAGGAGGAGGAGGAGGAGGAGGAGGAGCAGAAACUGCAGCCAAAACUGAUAGAGCUGCAACUUCUGAGUAAUCUGGUGGAUGAGCUGGGGUGGGGGUCAAACACAGCGUCCAGCAGUAAUAGAGUAGUGCACCAUGUCGUCGGCACAGCCACUUUUCGUGUUCGGAAAGUGAAGCGAACACUUCGACUGCCUGGGAUCGGAUGGUCAGUACUGCAAAGGCUGCUCGGCGGGGAAAGCAGUCCCGCGAAGCGGCGCCAGUUGCUCCAGCUGUCAGAUCAAGGCUCUGGAAGAUCUGAACUUGGUCAGGAUGUCGAUCACAAUGCCGAUCGGCAACGUUCUUUGCGUCAAUCUGAUCCGGAAGGCGACACUCAGCAAUUCCAUACCUCGCCGGACGACUGGGGCGCGCAAUCUCAGGAGGAUGAAUUCGCCAAACACGAGUCUAAUGGCAAGAUAACUGCUCCAGACGCAGUUUGGUUGGUUGAAGGGGGGGCGGGGGGAGGCGGCGGGGAGCUGCGGAAGGGAGAGGGUCUUGUUGAUGUUGUGAGGGCAGGAUUUGGAGGGACUGGAAUUUGAACGCUUUCUUGUCGGUGACUUGGGUUCGGUCAAUUUGCAGAAAUAUUAUGUUUUUAAAUUUAGAAUA
This is a messenger RNA of Chara braunii, 1926 nucleotides long. NCBI's taxonomy places the organism in Eukaryota, Viridiplantae, Streptophyta, Charophyceae, Charales, Characeae. The record is from the annotation of a GenBank genome assembly.